Molecule: messenger RNA, 1181 nt
Organism: Drosophila obscura
Lineage: Eukaryota; Metazoa; Arthropoda; Insecta; Diptera; Drosophilidae
Exons: 2
Coding region: 93-1073 (326 amino acids)
Source: RefSeq, a predicted model, not a curated record
UAAUAAUAUCAGUAUAACUGAGACGUCUCGUCUGGAGGGGCAGACAACAAAAUACACUUGCAACAAAAAAUAAAUAAUACUACACACAAACAAUGAAGUUAAAUUACCUAGUGUGCGUGGGUAUCGGAUGCUUGAGCGUGAUGACAUUUAUGGUGCAUGCCUUGCCGGUUUCCUCCACUGAACUGGGCAAACAUCCUCGUGACGAGCCGCCAAAGAAGCAUAUGACUAUGACUGAAGGUAAAGAUCAGGAUGGGCAGAAUAUGCAAAUGGCGGCUGAUAGCUCUGUCCAGGGAAGACAGGAAAAGGAGCAGAACAUGCAAAUGGCGGCUGAUAGCUCUGGCUAUGGUAGACUGGAUAAGGAGCCGGAGAAAAUCAAACUUCGCAUGUUUCCCAAAAUCCUUGGCACUACUGCACCAACCCAAGUGGAAAAUACGUGGCCAAAACGCUCAGGGGUGCAUGCGCUGCGCACCAAGCAGGAGCUCAACUUCUGGGCCAAGGAUAAAACCACUAAAUCAGCUCCAAAAAGCAAAGAUGAUCAGUUGGUGGUAGGUCGAGCUGGUGAUGGUGCUGGAGACGGAGGAGGUAAGAAGACUCCUGCUCCUAAUGCUAGAGCAGGCACAGAGAUGACAGUAUCCGUGCCGCGUAUGGUGACUGAUCAUAUGGGUAAUUGGGUAUUCAAUCCCUGGGGCGUCACCUUUGGGAUAGUUUGGGAGGAUACUCGUUUUGCGUUCGAUGGUCAUCAUUGGUUGCCAUGGAUCAUGCUGGACUACGAAAUAGAAGGCAACUAUCGGCAGGACAAGCUUCAUGGAACUGUGUGCCAGGGCAAGUCGACCAUCUACAACUAUCCCAAAAUAUACAAUUGGUUUCCACGAUAUAUCGAUACGAGCAAGCGCAAUCACCGCAACGUCCUGUUGAAUCUGAGGAGGGAGAUAUACACGGAUGGCAGAUCGGAGUCUUGCCACAUUGCGGAAUUGGACGAUUGGUACGAUUACCAGCAUUGUGCCAUAUUGCGGAACAUGCGUAUGGAUUAUUUGGUACCCAAUUAUCCACUCCAUCGUUGGUAUAAUACCUGAUAGGGUGCAGUCCGUCUCUUUAUCCCUGAUGCCACUUGACAUUGAUAUUCCCACUGUAUUGCGUCUGAAAUAAAACCCCAAAAUAUUUGUUUUGUGUACAAUAUUGGA